Messenger RNA from Urocitellus parryii (Arctic ground squirrel), 1449 nucleotides. Lineage: Eukaryota; Metazoa; Chordata; Mammalia; Rodentia; Sciuridae. The record is from RefSeq and is a predicted model, not a curated record.
ACAGAGACUGAGCUGAGAAUAAAGGAGAUCCUGGGGAAACUAGACCAGCUGAUCCCACCCAGACCCUUCACCCAUGAGGACACCACCACCAGUGCCACACACAGCACAGUCAYCMUCCUCAACCCUAGAGACACMUACUGCAGGGGGGACCAGCUGGAYAUYCUGCUGGAGGCCAGGGACCACCUGGGACGCAGGAAGGAAUAUGGAGGGGACUUYYUSAGGGCCAGGAUGUCCUCCCCAGCCCUGAARGCAGGHGCYUCAGGAAAGGUGAYRGACUUCCACAAUGGCACCUACCUUGUCAGCUUCACUCUGUUCUGGGAGGGCCAGGUCUCCCUGUCUCUCCUGCUCAUCCACCCCAGUGAAGGGGUGUCAGCUCUCUGGAGGGCAAGGAACCAAGGCUAUGACAGAGUGAUCUUCACAGGCCAGUUUGCUAAUGGCACCACCCUGGUCCUCUCUGAAUGUGGCCUGGUCCUAAACACCACUGCUGAGUUGUGCCAGUACCUGGAUGUGCGAGACCAGGAAGCCUUCUACUGCCUGAGGCCUCAGCAUGUUCCCUGUGAGGCCCUGACUCUCAUGAACACCAAGAAUAGAAAAGUUUCCUAUCUUACCAAGGAAGAAUGGAAGCUCUUCCACAGUUCCAAAAUAGGAGUUGAAAUGAUGAAGAACUUCAACUCCAUCAAGGUGUUGCCAUGUAACAAGAGUGAAAACAUAAAAAAGAAAUGUCAGAUUGGAAUGAAGAAUCCCUCCCCCAGUGGUUACACGUUGGAGAGGAGUUGGAUUUCAGCAUUUUGCAAACAGAUCAAGUUCAAUACAAUGCAAGAUAUAAGUGACUGCUUGAAAAUGAAAUUUAUUUACCUCCUGGGAGACUCAACACUGCGUCAGUGGAUGAAUUAUUUUCUAAAAGUUGUGAAAACCUUAAAAUAUUUUGAUCAUCYAGGAACCGGGUUCUUUAAAACACAUGUUCUUCUGGAUAUCGAAAGAAAAAUCUUGAUUCAGUGGAAAAAACAUAGUCAUCCAUUUGUUACUGAAAGGCUGUACUCUGUGAGAAAUGAAAAGUAUAUCCAAYAGGAAAUUGACCAAGUGCCAGGGGACAUUGACAUGGUAAUUGUCAUUACCCUUGGCCAACACUUCAGACCCUUUCCCAUCAACAUUUUUAUCCGUAGGGCCAUCAAUAUUCAAAAAGCCAUUAAACGUUUAUUUUUGAGAAGCCCAGGGACCAAAGUGAUUCUUAAAACUGAAAACACCAGGGAGAUACAUGAAAAUACUGAGAUGUUUAGUGACUUUCAUGGCUAUAUUCAGAAUCUUAUCAUGAAGGAUAUUUUUGUGGAUCUCAAUGUGGGUAUUAUUGAUGCUUGGGACAUGACAAUUGCAUAUUCCACUAAUAAUAUCCACCCACCUGAUUAUGUUAUUGAAAAUCAGAUUGGCAUGUUUUUAAACUACAUUUGCUAG